UUUAGCCUAUGUAAAACGUACACUAUAGAUUUUUAGAAAAAAUAAAGAAUGCAAUAUCGUAAAAAAGCGAGUACCAUGAUUUAUAGAUCCAUUCCUAUUAUAUUAACCAGAGGGAACUUUUAUAAAUGUUAUGUUGUUAAAGUAUUAACAAUGUAUAAACGUAAUUACUUCUGGUUAACUUCACUCGCUGCACAAAAAUGGCAAUUCAUUAAUUUCAUAGUAUUAAUUUUCUCUUUACAGUAUUACAUCAUUCCUUCCUAUUAUUAUAUUUUUGGAACUCAAAAUUAAUAAAAAUUCUAGUACAAAAUAAAAGCAUGAAAUGUAAACAGAAAUUGUAGUUAAUGACCAAUUAACAAAUAUAAAUUUAUCAUCGUUAAUAAUGCCGUACAAUAUCAACUGAAAGGUAUACUUAAAUUUGUAAUAAGACGAUGAACGUCGGCGAAAGAAUCGAUAUUGAUAAACCAUUAUGGGAUCAGUCUACGUAUAUUGGUAGACUGAAACAUUUCGCUUUCAUUACUGAUUGCCGUAUGAUUUUUGUGAACGAUCAGAAAUUAAGAGAAGCUAAACAAUUCUGUGAUGAUUACAAAAGAGGCAAUAUACCUCCUGGAACACGAAUGUCCGAUGUUAUUCGUGCAAAACAACUCAGAGACGGUGCAUUUCAUCCACAAACUGGUGAAUUAGUACCCGUUGUUACUAGAUUGUCCUUUCAAAUGCCUACUUCGGUUAUACUUACGGCGUCUAUGUUAGCGUGUCAAAAAAGUACCCUUGCUAUAAUAAUAAUUCAAGCAGUAAAUCAAAUACAUAAUGCUAUUGUAAAUGACGUGUACAAAAGUAAACUAAAUGGCGAUGAUAAAAGUGUAAAAAAAGCUUAUUUAUGUGCAGUUGCAACAGGCUCUAUCAUGACUAUUUGUUGCAAAAGAAUAUUGGCUCAAAAAUCAUAUACUUUUACUAGGUGUUUACCAUUUUGUGCAGUGACUACUGGUCACAUAAUAAAUUUGCCAGUCAUACGUUACAAAGAGAUCACAACAGGAAUUCCAAUAUACAUGAAAGACAAAACAGAACCUUUCAUGAAAUCAAAAGUAGCAGCUGUAAAAAGUAUUUGUGAAUGUUUAGUCUCAAGAAUAGCUAUGUCCAUACCAUGCUUUCUUCUCAUUCCAAUCAUCACUCAGAAACUUAUGCCCUAUUGUUUUUCUCAGCAUCGACCAUGGAUCUUAAUUCCAAUUCAAACUGGUUUAUGUGCUAUAGGCUGCAUAUUUGCAAUUCCAUCCGCCCUUGCGAUUUUCCCCGAACGAAACUCUAUGAGUCCGAUAUUGAUGAAGUUGUAUCCAUCCGAAUAUGAAGAGUUUAAGGAACAUGCGAAAGAACAUAUAGACAAAGUGUAUUAUAAUAAAGGUAUAUAACAUGUCCAUUUGUACCUUUUUUUGAUUUUGUUA
Messenger RNA from Bombus impatiens (common eastern bumble bee), 1433 nucleotides. Its product is annotated as sideroflexin-2. Gene Ontology annotation, biological process: mitochondrial transmembrane transport; monoatomic ion transport. Bases 429 to 1400 code for a protein of 323 amino acids. The transcript is spliced from 6 exons. Lineage: Eukaryota; Metazoa; Arthropoda; Insecta; Hymenoptera; Apidae. The record is from RefSeq and is a predicted model, not a curated record. Gene Ontology annotation, molecular function: monoatomic ion transmembrane transporter activity. Gene Ontology annotation, cellular component: mitochondrial inner membrane.